CGCAAAUCUCGGGUGAGCGAUGUUGCGUUGCGCUUGCACACGAGUGGCACGACGAAGCGACCGAAGACGGUCCCUCUGACGCACGCCAACUUACUUGCGGGUGCGCGCGCCAUCCGUGACACGCUUAAUGUCGUCGAUCAUGACACCGCGCUCAAUGCCAUGCCCCUCUUCCACAUCCAUGGACUCGCGGUCAACAUGCUUGUCCCGGUUUUAGCAGAAGCUUCGAUCCUCCCUCUACCCGUAUUCACGCCUGACGCGUUUUUCGCCGCUGUGGUGGGUCCGGCACAUCCUACUUAUUAUUCUGCCGUGCCCGCUAUCCACGAGCAACUGCUGCAGCACUCACGUCUGACGCGAACGAGAUUCAAGGCGAGGUAUGUUUCAAAAACGCAUCAAUCAGACCGGAAUACAACAAAUAAAUACAACCUUCUCCCGUCAUCACUGCGAUUCCUGCGAAAUUGCUCGGCUGCAUUGCUACCACCGGUAGCCGCUGAGCUAGCAGAAGUUUUCGAUUGCGAUGUACUCGGUACUUACGCCAUGACGGAGAGCAUGCCGAUCUGCUCGAAUCCUAGUGAACCUAAGGCAAGGCGCCGUCUAGACUCCGUUGGUCCGGAGCGUGGCCCGCGUCUCGUGAUUCGCGAUAACACGCCAGAAGUGACUGAUGUCGAAAAAGCCACUUGGAGUGUCGAAAAGAUAGUCGACUUCGUCACGAGACGCCGCGCAAGGGGACAAGACUUUACCCUAAUUGAAGACGAGAGUACGGAACAAGAAUCUGCAACAGCGUCUGGGGAACGGAUCGAGGGGGAAGUUUGCGUCAAAGGUCCCAUGGUCACUCUUGGCUACGAGCGAAACCUUGAGGACUGGCGCGAUUGCGUCAAUGAUUACACGUCCGACGGCUUCCUGCGUACAGGGGACAAGGGCUACCGCGACCAAAACGGGCACAUCGUCUUGCUUGGUCGUUACAAAGAAGUCAUCAACUGGGGUGGUGAAAAGCUAUCGCCGUUUCUUGCCGAAAGCGUUGCGAUUCAGCAUCCGCAAGUUCGAGAAGUGCUAGCUUUUUCAGCACCACACGCCGUCUUUGGCGAGGCUGUCGGAUUUGUAGUGGUUUCGGAGGAUGAUCCAAAAAGGCAACUCACCACGGAAACCUUGCGGGAGUUCAUGCGACAGCAUGGCAUGGGAGUGCAAUACUUUCCAGAAGUGCUGGUCCUCAUGUUGAAGAUUCCAAGGGCGCAUACUGGAAAGCCACAAAGAAUCGGCCUGGCAAAGCGAAUUGGACUUGAGGCUACUACAGUAGAGCACAGUGGUACUCGAGAAUUCUUUUGGAGAAGCGUGGAGGCAGAAGAAGAUGGUAACUUCACUCUCGGUCUCGUCCCUCUCCGACGGGGAGAAGUCAACGGUAAUAACGAAGGGCAGCACAUCGUACCAAGAACUGCAAUCAUAGGGACACAAACAAGCCCUCCCGCAGUGGUUUCUCCCGCGCCCAUAUCAGAAGGAAGCCCAGAGUCAUCGUCACAGUUCUCGAGUGUGAUGACCCGUUUUGGUCUGAAGGAGGUCGUGGCCGCAAGUAACCAAGGAGAACUUGCAGAUUUGCAUCUGCCGAAUAUUUUGGACAGCAUCUCCAUCAUUCAGCUACGUGCGGUGCUUGCAGAGACCUUUACCCACGUAGAAUGGCCGCUGCACGUGCUCACACAGCGAAGCCUCGCAGAAAUCGAGCAGCGGGCUACUGGACAUAACAAACAAUCUUCAUCUCCAACAACUCGUCAGGGGGCAGGAGUAUCACUCUAUCAGCAAGCCUCAGACCCCGCAUUGCCCUCUUCCGCGCACGUACGAGCACGAUCGUCAUCGCCCCUUUAUUCGCAGGAGAAUCGCAAUAAUGACGAAGGGAUCGAUAUUGGGACAAUAAGGGGCGUUAGACGGUAUUCGGGUGACAUCGACGAGAAGCAGCAGGUGGAUGCUGCGGCAGCAAAAUCUGGCGUGGUGCUGAAGACGUCUCCAGAUCCGAGAAUAUCAUCAUCCCCUUCGACGAAAAAAGCGUUUGGAAGUCGGUCGGAGGAGAGCUCAGGGUUAGCAGCGACCGAGCCACCCUUGGAUGAAAACUGCGUUCCAGCUUCCUGCACCGAGACCCGCAUCGCACCCACUGCAAUUCUUCGAGGUAAAGUGGGACGGGGCUGUGUCGUGGAGGACUUCGCCGUGAUCGGGCCACAGGUCGAGCUCGGCGACCAGUGUUUUGUGGGCAACUACACGCGUUUGCAGGGGCGCGUGCGCGCCGGGCGCGGCUGCGUCUUCUACGACAAUGUAUCAAUUGGCAAUCCGCCACAAGAUUUUUUUGGUUCGUCUUCCGCAAAAAACGGCAAGAUUUUCAUUGGCGAAAAUUGUGUCUUCCGGGAGUACGUCAGCGUAAACAUGCCGACGCGAGAGGAAGGAACCAGGAUCGGACGGGGCAGCAUGGUGCACAGUCACUGCAAUGUCGGACACGAUUGCGUUCUCGGGGAUCGUGUGAACCUAAACAUGAACUGCUACCUAUCGGGCUUCUCGCAAGUGCUUGACGACUCCACGCUGUCCAUCAGCUGCUCGCUGCAUCAGGGCGUCAUUGUCGGGCCCAAGUGUUUCAUAGGCAUGCACGUGGCUCUGACGCACGACGUGCCCCCAUUUCUCGCAAUCGCACGGCGUGAAAGACUGACAGCUAGUACUUCUAUCAGACCUGGAGAAUCACAAGGAGGACGACAGGGGUCGGGCGGUUCGACUUCGAGUGCAUCUUCCUGGUCGUCAGAUCUUUAUUCCAUAUCUGUGGACCGUGAAGGCGUUCGAAGAAAAAUGAAGAACGCGAGCCUAGGAGGACUCGCGGAUGCAUUAGAAAGUGCCUACACGUCGACCACAACUAAAAUGACGCGUGGAACAAGUGAUGCUAUUUGUGAUACGCUGCAGCGACCUGAUGUGGAAAAAACGCUAACGAGCUAUCGCCUAGCACGGGAGAUGCGAAGACCUCAGCUCGCUCGCAGCGAGGUCAAGGUGAAUACGUUCUUUGCGCCUCCAGAGAGAACUCAAAAAAAUAGUUGUGAGGUCUCCUCUCAGAGGCUCAACACGUAAAUUAAUCGAUGUCGGCGCCGUUGUCCUCAAUAAACUUUAGUGGCACAUUGACAGCAGUGUGCUCUUGAGAAUUUGUGUUCGGCAUCUCCUUCGAAUAAUAGACUUUCUGUCAUGUCAUGUCAUGUCAUGUCAUGGUGCUUCUUGUACUAUAGCGUUACGCAAUGGAAAGUUACUUCUUAACAAGUGAAGAAAGAGACUCGUGCCUGCAAAGCCACUGUUUAAGUCAUCUGAAGAUGAGAGACCAGAUUUUGGUGCAACAUCUGUUUACUUACUUACAUUUCUUCAAGAGUCCUCCCCUAGGCCUACUGUACUACAGUUUCUGAAAAAACCGUGUAUGUACAACUGAGACUGCGAGUUGCGAAGUUGCAGAGAGUCAUGAAGGAAACAACUGAACUUCCUUAAUGAAGAAAGAGAAAGAGUGCGCGCUUGGC
Amoebophrya sp. A25 is the source of this 3515-nucleotide messenger RNA. NCBI's taxonomy places the organism in Eukaryota, Dinophyceae, Syndiniales, Amoebophryaceae. The record is from the annotation of a GenBank genome assembly.